Molecule: messenger RNA, 5018 nt
Organism: Doryrhamphus excisus (bluestripe pipefish)
Lineage: Eukaryota; Metazoa; Chordata; Actinopteri; Syngnathiformes; Syngnathidae
Source: RefSeq, a predicted model, not a curated record
UGUCCAUCACAGUGCGCUGGCAGUUGAAAGGUCACGUUCAUUAUAUUAAACACACCCAAAAAAAUAAGCUAGUCAUCAAUAUUCAUACUGAAGCUCAUCAAGGGGCGCGUAUUAGUAGCAGGGAUCAGCCAUGCUUGGAGGCUUCCACACAGAUUUGUUAGUCACAGCGACUCUACUCCUUCUAACUCAGACUGGCACUCAAUGCAGGGCAGAAAAUGACUGGUCGCCUGUUACUUUACCAGACUGGAGAACAGAUGCUGCCGAGCCCGGAACUACAGAAAAUCCUCCAGAAACGACUCCCUCUUCAACUCUUCCAUCUCAUACACUGGAUCCAGCUUUAUGUCCCAUAAACUGCGACUUUGAGAAGAAUCUGUGUGGAUGGCAGCAGCUCAUGCAGGACUCCUUUGAUUGGACAAGAUAUUCAAGCGCCACUCCAACAAACGGAAGCGGGCCAAACCAUGACCACACCACUGGGGCGGGCUUCUAUCUGUAUAUUGAGGGGGACAGUGUAACCCAUGGAGACUCAGCACGUCUGUUGAGCUCUGAGUGCCAUUACAACGGCCCAGCCUGCCUCAACUUCUGGUACCAUAUGUAUGGUUCAGCCACAGCCAUGGCCCUCAAUAUGCAUCUGCUCCAAGGAAAUAAAGCUACCAAGAUUUGGUCCAUGAAGAACAACCAGGGACAGGAAUGGCAUCCAGGAAAAAUCGAUAUCAACGUCACCAGCCCUUUCCAGGUCAUUGUGGAGGGAAUUAGGGGCUCUGAUGCUCUGUCAGAUGUGGCCAUUGAUGAUAUUUCCAUUCACUUUGGAGCUUGCUCAAGUAGCCUGGAGAGUGGAAACAAACCUCCCUCGACUGCAGAAGUCCUUCCCUCAGACCCAGUUUGCAGUUUGAACUGUAGCUUCGACAGCAGUUUUUGCAGAUGGAAUCAGAUGAGUACGGAUGCGUUUGACUGGACAUGGAAAAGUGGCUCUACACCGACCUUAAUGACUGGGCCCUCUGCUGACCACUCUGGUGAUGGUCACUACGUCUACAUUGAGGCCAGUAGUGUGUACCAUGGAGACACGGCCCGUCUCAUCAGUUCUGAAUGUUCUGCCAUCGGUCCUCAGUGUUUACAGUUCUGGUACCAUAUGUACGGCUCAGCCGAUACUAUGGGCCUCCAUGUAUAUUUGCUACAAGGGAAAAAAGCAGAUGCUAUUUGGUGGAAGAGGAAUGAUCAAGGUAACAAAUGGCACUUGGCUCAGGUGGACCUGACCGCCACAAGAGCCUUCCAGAUCAUCAUUGAAGGACGCAGGGGCUCCAAUGAAGAAUCGGAUGUCGCCAUAGACGAUGUCAUGCUUUACCAUGGCCAAUGUUCAGAGCUAAGUGAUGUGGUGACCCCGUACCCUCCUAAACCUGAUGGAAACGCCACAGCUCCCCCCCAUGUCACUUUGCCUGUAACUGCAGUUACAGAGCUUCCUGCAGUGAAUGUUACUGAUAAGUUCCCUGAUACAGCUUGGCCGCCUGUAGCAAAUGCCACCCUACCUCCCAUCAUUGAAACUACUGAUUUCAUUAAGAAUGUUACUGAAGCUGCAAAGAACAUACCACAAAACUCAGAGUGUCCCAUUAACUGCGACUUUGAGAAGAAUCUGUGUGGAUGGCAGCAGCUCAUGCAGGAUUCCUUUGAUUGGACAAGAUAUUCAAGCGCCACUCCAACAAACGGAAGCGGGCCAAACCAUGACCACACCACUGGGGCGGGCUUCUAUCUGUAUAUUGAGGGGGACAGUGUAACCCAUGGAGACUCAGCACGUCUGUUGAGCUCUGAGUGCCAUUACAACGGCCCAGCCUGCCUCAACUUCUGGUACCAUAUGUAUGGUUCAGCCACAGCCAUGGCCCUCAAUAUGCAUCUGCUCCAAGGAAAUAAAGCUACCAAGAUUUGGUCCAUGAAAAACAACCAGGGACAGGAAUGGCAUCCAGGAAAAAUCGAUAUCAACGUCACCAGCCCUUUCCAGGUCAUUGUGGAGGGAAUUAGGGGCUCUGAUGCUCUGUCAGAUGUGGCCAUUGAUGAUAUUUCCAUUCACUUUGGAGCUUGCUCAAGUAGCCUGGAGAGUGGAAACAAACCUCCCUCAACUGCAGAAGUCCUUCCCUCAGACCCAGUUUGCAGUUUGAACUGUAGCUUCGACAGCAGUUUUUGCAGAUGGAAUCAGAUGAGUACGGAUGCGUUUGACUGGACAUGGAAAAGUGGCUCUACACCGACCUUAAUGACUGGGCCCUCUGCUGACCACUCUGGUGAUGGUCACUACGUCUACAUUGAGGCCAGUAGUGUGUACCAUGGAGACACGGCCCGUCUCAUCAGUUCUGAAUGUUCUGCCAUCGGUCCUCAGUGUUUACAGUUCUGGUACCAUAUGUACGGCUCAGCCGAUACUAUGGGCCUCCAUGUAUAUUUGCUACAAGGGAAAAAAGCAGAUGCUAUUUGGUGGAAGAGGAAUGAUCAAGGUAACAAAUGGCACUUGGCUCAGGUGGACCUGACCGCCACAAGAGCCUUCCAGAUCAUCAUUGAAGGACGCAGGGGCUCCAAUGAAGAAUCGGAUGUCGCCAUAGACGAUGUCAUGCUUUACCAUGGCCAAUGUUCAGAGCUAAGUGAUGUGGUGACCACGUACCCUCCUAAACCUGAUGGAAACGCCACAGCUCCCCCCCAUGUCACUUUGCCUGUAACUGCAGUUACAGAGCUUCCUGCAGUGAAUGUUACUGAUAAGUUCCCUGAUACAGCUUGGCCACCUGUAGCAAAUGCCACCCUACCUCCCAUCAUUGAAACUACUGAUUCUAUUACACAGAACAAAUCACAACACUCAGAGUGCCAGCUUAGUUGUAAUUUUGAAAAAGAUUUAUGUCAGUGGAGUCAGCUGCUUGCUGAUGCUUUCGACUGGACAAGACACAGUGGGGCAACUCCCUCCUUGAAGACGGGGCCUUCUUCAGAUCACACCACAGGACAUGGCCACUAUCUGUACACUGAAGCCAGUGGUGCAUACCAUGGAGACACAGCUCGUCUCAUCAGUUCUGAAUGUUCUGCCACCGGUCCUCAGUGUCUGCAGUUCUGGUACCACAUGUACGGCUCAGCCGAUACUAUGGGCCUCCAUGUGUAUUUGCUGCAGGACAAAAGAGCUGAUGCAAUUUUGUGGAUGAGAAAUAACCAAGGAAAUAUGUGGCGUCUCGCCCAGGUUGACUUCACCACAGCUGGACAUUUUCAGAUCCUUUUCGAGGGACGACGAGGUUCUACUGAUCGGUCAGAUGUGGCUAUAGAUGAUGUAUCACUAUAUCGUGGGCGCUGUGCAGAUCUGACUAAUCCAACGCUCCCUCCUUCUGUAACAACUGAUUCGGUUACAGACAUUUCAAACGUUACACAACCACAAAAUGCAAACUCUACAUCAACAACAACAGACACAACUGGCGUAAACCCACAGACUACCGCAACACCAAAGACCCCGAAUCCGAACGCCUCAACAACAAUGUCAGCAGCUACAACCGACCACCAAGUAGAUGAAGGAACAGAAGAACCGGAACCGGAACCAACAGCUGAGGAAAUAACAACAGCGAUUACAUAUCCCGAAACCACAGCUGCACCCCUACCAACUGGACCCCACCCACAAACAUCAAUGAAACCAGAAACUCCACUCGGAACAGUUACACAACCAACAACAACCGAUGAACAACAAUCAGCAACAUCCAAACCACAACAUCCAAAUGGAACUCAACCAGCAACCACUGCUCGACCGCAGCUUCCAACCACUGCUGGAUCAACGCCCCCCUGUCCACAGCAUAGUCAUUACACAGCUUGUAUCUCCGCCUGCAGCCCGACCUGUAGAUAUAUCAAUGGCCCACCACGAUGCAAUGACACUGAGGAUUGUGAGCCGGGAUGUGAGUGUGAUGAUGGCUAUGUGCUGAGACGGGGCGUUUGUGUACCUGUCCGGCAAUGUGGUUGUGUGGACGCAGAUGGCAAUAAAUACAGCUUUGGUCAAGUGUGGUACACCAGCCGCUGCAGUCACAAAUGCGAAUGUCAGAGGGAAGACGGCCUCGGGGAGAUUGACUGUGAUGAACAUGAGUGUGACGAUAAUGCUGUUUGUCUUCAAAAUGAUAAGGGAGAUUACUACUGCCAGAAAACAGGUUUUGAUACGUGCUUGAUAAAUGGAGAUCCAGAGUACAGAACUUUUGAUAACAUGAAGCAUGACUUUGAGGGUGAGCACUCUUAUGUGCUGGUCCGAAGCAAAAAUUUGCCCGGUAAUCUCCCGGAUGUCUACAUAGAGGGCAACAAUGCACCCAUUAAAUAUGAUAAGGACAGUAGUAGUGAAGAAGAUGACGACGAUGAUGAUGAUAAUGAUAAUAACAGCAGUGAGGAUGAUGAACACCACAGAUUACAUGGGCUCACGAUCAAGGUGUACAACCACACGGUGGAAUUCAAGAAGGGUCAGAAAUUAUUUUUGGAUGGAAAGAGAACUAAGACUCCGGUUUCACCAUCACUUGGUUUGAAGAUUCUGAAGAAGUCCUCUCACAUCUACGCCAAGACUGACUUUGGUCUCAAAGUGAAGUUUGAUGGACGCAACGAUGCAGAAAUAACUCUACCACGUGUAUACAAACGAAAGGUUGGGGGUCUCUGCGGAAACUUUGACGGCAGAAUGCUGAAUGACCGGAUGAAGCCUGAUGGUACCAUGGCCAAGACUGUUCAAGAGUUUGGAGAGAGCUGGAGAGUGUGACCAUAAAUUGGAUGAAACAAACAGCUCUUAAUAACUAACUCUUGACCUCCAAUACGUCAUAGCUUGAUAACAACAUCUGCAUUCAUAUGUUGUUUUUUUCUCUCUGCCCAAAAUCUGACUCGUCAUUUGCUUUGUCCACUGCUCACAGAUUCAUAUUUUAUUGAGAAAUGUGUGUACUUUGCUCAACUGUUGCUAGAACUUAAUAAAAAUGCUAUGUGCAGUAUUUCAAGCGAAUGCCAUGCAUGAUCCCAUAACUUAUUGUAACCCAGUGUACAUGCAGCAUAUUCAAGUUUGU